GGGAGGGGGGAGGAGGCCGUUGAAAGGGAAGCAAAUGAAAACUCACCGAGUAGCCGGGUCGAUGUCCGGCGACAAGAUCGAUCUUGAUGUCUAUCACGUCACCAGCCGACAGGACAUGGACAUGGACAUUGUCCGAGUUAUCCUCGAAUUGGUACCCCCGGCAGAGAUAUGCGUUGCAGUUAUAAUCGUCAUCGGCCCAUUGCAUUGCAUUCUCGACAGGCCCCGUGAUGUCUAGAAGAAACGAGAAGGGGGGAAAAGAAAAUCAAAAAAAUGAGCCAUCUUGCCCCAGCCACACGGUCGACGGUUGAGGGUCUUGCCAUAUGUACUCACCGCGCUCUAGUCGUUCGGUGACGGUAUAAGCUGUCUUGUACACACCCUGCGAGCCCUUGGGUUCGUCAUAACUGCAUGACCCCAGGCUCCACUGACUACCGCCCCGAGCAAAACGAGCUUCUGGAACAUCUUGAUGGAAAAACGAAGAUGGGUUGAUUUGAUUUGUCGAAAAGGAAUCUAAUACAAGAAUGUGCCGAAGUCUCCUUAGUUGCGACUCGGUGGGGGGACGAGCCCCUGCGAGACUUCGGCUUCCUAUGACAAAGCUUCUCGACUGAUGGUCUUGGGCAAGGUGCCGAUGGAAUAGUCUUCAGAACAGAUUAACGCGCCGG
Sodiomyces alkalinus F11 is the source of this 659-nucleotide messenger RNA. RefSeq lists its product as hypothetical. Lineage: Eukaryota; Fungi; Ascomycota; Sordariomycetes; Glomerellales; Plectosphaerellaceae. The transcript has a single exon. Bases 62 to 235 code for a protein of 57 amino acids. The record is from RefSeq and is a predicted model, not a curated record.